AUUCUUAAGGGAGUGUUUGAGGGAGACGGUGUAUAAUGUUGUUGUGUUUCCCGCGUGAAUGUGGCGGGAGCUGAAGCUGCCAGUGGCCUCCCUCGACACUCCCUGGUUUCAGGUGGUGACUACAAGUGAUGGCUGAUGCCCUGCUACAUGCAGAGCUGCUAGCCGCUUGCUCUGCCUUGGGUUACAGCGAUGGAGUCAAGUACCACAAGGAAGCCGACUGUCUGGAAACUACCAAGGAUUUAGUUCGUUACCUAAGGAAGGAUGACGAGAGCCAUGAAAUUAGGCGUGCACUUGGAGAGACCCGUGUCUUGCAGACAGAUUUGCUUCCCUUGAUACGAGAUCACAGUCAUGAAGGUGAAUUGUUUGAUAUAAUAAUCAGGCUGCUAGUAAACCUGACAAAUCCGGUUCUUCUGCUAUUUCGUGAGGAGCUGCCAGAAGAGAAAGUAACUAGACAACAAUUUUUGCAGUUGAUAACACAUCAACAAGGCUAUAAGGAAUCCUUCAUAGAUGAGAAGGUGUGGAGUGUGCUAGUGGGCAAACUUGGUGAGCUGCUCCAGCUGGAGUGGGAUGUGCGUCAGGAAGACGACAAAUUACUAAUAGAGAGAAUUUUGAUUCUCGUCCGUAAUGUUCUUUCGGUUCCUGCUAGUCCAGAGGAGGAGAAGAGGACUGAUGAUGAUGCAUCUGUCCACGAUCAGGUGUUGUGGGCAUUGCAUUUAGCUGGCUUUGAAGAUCUUUUGCUCUAUAUUGCCUCAUCAGAGAAUGAGCAAGAUUUAUGCAUGCAUGUCCUAGAAAUAAUUUCCCUCAUGCUAAGAGAGCAGGAUCCUUCACUGCUGGCCAUGGCAGGCCUCCAGCGCUCACAGUCAGAAAAGGAAAAGGACGAUAAAGAACUCCUGGAAAUGCGGCAGAGAGAAGCCCUUAGCAAGCAGCAGCAGAAACGCAAGUAUCAUGGAGCACGACACUCCAGAUUUGGUGGCACAUAUUACGUCCAGAACAUGAAGAGCAUCAGCGACCGCAAUCUCAUUUCACAUCAGCCUAUAAGCGACAUAAAAUCCAUCAACUUUGACCGUGCCAAAUGCCCCUUGAAGCGGCCUAAACAUAGACUUCCAAUGCGGGAGAGCAGCACCACUAGGAGAUCAACUCUUGCUAUUAGACUCUUUUUGCAGGAAUUUUGCAUUGAGUUUUUAAAUGGAGCAUACAACAGCAUCAUGUAUAUAGUGAAAGAUAAUCUUAAUAGAGCUCGGGCACAGGAACAUGACGAGUCUUAUUAUUUAUGGGCAAUUAAAUUCUUCAUGGAGUUUAAUAGACAUCAUCAAUUUAAAGUAGAGUUGGUGAGCGAGACCUUAAGCGUACAGACAUUUCAUUACAUCCAGACAAAUUUGGAGACUUACUACGAAAUGAUGUCCACUGACAAGAAGAAGAUCCCCAUCUGGUCACGGCGGAUGCACAAAGCAGUAAGAGCAUAUCAAGAACUACUAAUGACCUUGGCAUGCAUGGAUAAGUCACCGGUUGAAUCUGUGCGAGAGUCUUCCAGAGUUUUGAAAAGCAAGGUUUUCUAUGUUGUAGAGUACCGGGAAAUGGUCUUGAUUCUGCUGCAGAAUUUUGAUCAAUUGAAGAUGACUUUAACCUAUCUUAAGGAUGUGGUAGAGACCAGCCACAUAUUCCUCAAGCUUCUAGAAGGCUUUUGUGGCAAGAAUAAGCACAUUUUUGUGCAACAAAAGAAAAAGCCUCGUAAGAAAAAAGUGAUUUCGGGAAAGGCAGCAAGUACUGAACUAACAGAAGAUAAGUUGCAGGAUUUGUGGGAUGAGAUUUCCUCCGAGUUAUCAGCCAUUGUGCAGGGUGAGGCAGGGGAACUGCCAGAUACAAUUCCCUUUGAUACUCUCUCGGAGCAAACUGAAGACGAACAGAAGGAAGUGGCCAUGCGUAAGAUAAACAGGUUGCUGCGCAAUAGAGAAAUUGCAGAGGCAGUCUCACUAAUGAGGUCGUCUAGAGAAGUGUGGCCAGAGGGGAACAUAUUUGGCUCCCAAGGUAUGGAUCCAUCUGACGAGUUCUUGUCUCUACGGGAGAUCUUCAUGGCAAAACUUAAUCCAGUAGAGGAACCAGCUCCAGAGGAGGACUAUGAAGAUGAAGACGAAGAGGCUGAGGAAGAGGAGAGUCUAAUGCACAUCAGUGAACAGGAAUUUAAUUUUAUGGAUUUUUUGCGUCGUUUUGCUAACACUAAUGUGAUGAAAUCUUAUGCUUGUUUGAUUAAACGGUACAAGUCCAAUUCAACAUAUACCAACUACUGCAUAUUGAAGCUAUACCACCGCAUUGCCUGGGACUGCAAACUACCUGCUAUGUUUUUUCAGGCUUCUUUGUUUUGUGUAUUUCAACAAGCAAUGGAGGAUCCCCGCCAGAAUUCAAAUGAAUCUGUCAAAGAAAUUGUGAAGUUUGCCAAAUAUAUAUUUCGUCAGUUCUUGAAAGUGGCCGAGACAAACACCAAAGUAUUUGUGGAACUGCUGUUUUAUAAGACAAACAAAGAGGCUGUCGAGAUUGAAUGUGGUUACGGUGAGCAAGUUUCGGGUAAACAAGCUAUGAAGUUUGCGUGGAAAGAAGAGGAGGAGGAAGAGCUGAGAAGGCUCUUUGAGGAGUUUGAGGGCAUUCCUCCCGAAAGUAAAGAAGGUAAGGAUACCGCUGACUUAAUUGUGGAAAAUCUCAUCAAUCAGACGAGGACGCGCCGAAUGGUUAUUAAGAAGAUGAAAGAAAUGGGUCUCAUCAAUGACGUCAAGCAACUAAAACAAAAAUCGUUGAAGGUACAGGCACCCAGGGUGUGGACUGAGGAGGAGGAGGAGGAGUUAAGAAUGCUUUUUGAAGAAAAUAGGGAUGCAAUGGAUAUAGUUGGACGAAUCAUGGAUAACUUGGUGGUGAAAAGACCAAAACAUCGAGUAAUUGAGAAAAUCAUGGAGCUCGGUCUUGUAGCCGACAGGAAGGCACUAUAUAAAAAAAGAGCUAAGAAUCCGAAAUCCAAAGUAUCGUCAAAGCAUCUAGGUGAACGAUUCAUAGCAGCCAAUCAGUCUAGUGAUGAUGGAAAUAGUGAGAGGGAGAGCGAUGAAUCAGAUGAUGAAAGAGAAAGAGAGAAUGUAUCGCCAGAUGUAAGACUUGUCUCCAAGAAGAUUUCACGGAAACCUUCAGACGCCCCACCAGUUGUCACCCCACUCUUGAUUUCUCAGGCAUUGAAGAGUGUUCUUGAAGCAAAUAUGCAGGAACCAGUAGAUUGGAUCUCCAAAGUCUUGAAAGAUGUGGCCGACGACCGUGAGGAAGAUGGCGAUCUUGAACCUGUGCCAAUUCUUGCCAUAACGGAAGCCUGCACUGAUGCCUUGGAAAAUGAAAGCUUCCAGAAACUCAUGAAACUCAUUGGGCUUCGCCCUCCACAGAGUCAUGAAGAGAUGUUCUGGCGUGUUCCAUCUUGCCUUUCUGUUGUGGCACUCCGUAAAAGGGCGCACUAUCUCGUGCAAGGUAUGUCUGGAAACAUAGUUGACUCGGAAAAUGCUGAGGAACCUUUGGAGCCAGUGGAAGAUUCACAGGAAACAGAGAAGACAGCAAUGGAAAAGGGGAAAACUCGAGAAUCUUCAAAAUCCAGACGUGCUAAACCCAAAGUUAAGUCUCGUAAACCAAAAAGAUCAGAGGUUGUUGAAAUGGAUCUUGAAGACUCCGAGAACGUUAACCCCGAGGAUAAAGAAAAUUACCGUCCCGAGUCACAGUCGCCACUGGGAGGUGGCGGUGAUAGCCAACAAACACUGCGACGAGCACGACUAGUGAAUGACUCCAGUGAUGAUGAUACACCCAUUUUGUCAUUAACUAUUAACCCAUCAUCAUCAUCUUCUAAGAGAAAGAAGAGAAAUAUUAGUGACGAUGAAGAAAUUGAGGGAAAUAUAGAAAAACAGCCAAUGCAAGAGAGAAAGGUGAAGAAAACACGUCUUUUGGUCAUGAAUGAUGAUUCUGAUGAUGAUAUUGAAGCAGUGGAUAGCCAUAAUCUUGUAUUGCACAUGGAUACAGAGUUGACUGAACCCAACAAGCAGGCCAGUGGUCGAGACACCACACUUAUCGAUAGCGACGAAGAAAUGGUCGGUAAGGAAACUUCCAAAAGACUGAGGAUGGUGGGUUCAGACUCGGAAGAUGAUGUACCACUAGUUGGCGGGAAGCCGAGAGCCAGAGCAGUUAUAGAGAGUGACGAUGAAUGAUGGUGCACUAUUACACAUACAAUGCCUGUAGUCUGUACAUGUUAACAAUGAAAUUGUAUAUACCAUACAGUAUUGAUUUUUUUAUGCUGGAAUUAAUUUUAUUUUAUUUUUUUUAUUUUUUUUACUUUCCAUGCUUAGAUUAUUGAUUUUUUUAAAAAUACAGUAUCUUUAUUUUCUUUAUCACCAGCUCUUCCUUUGAUCUUCUCCUCUCUCCUCUUCUCCUCAGAGCUCUUCCUCUCUCUCUCUCUCUGUCAUAUUCGUUAUAUAUACUGUACUGUAUAUCUAAAAUUAUUUUGUAAUGUGAAAUAACAAUUUAUAUUCAUGCAUUAGGUUUUACUUUUUAUAAGAUAUAAAUAACCAUUAGCCAUUACUAACAUUAUGUGAACCUGGCACACGACCAGUGUGUAAAGUGAUGAUUAAAUGUGCGAUGUGAUGUAAUAAACGUUUCCCACA
This is a messenger RNA of Procambarus clarkii (red swamp crayfish), 4670 nucleotides long. RefSeq names its product circadian regulator timeout (gene timeout). Gene Ontology annotation, cellular component: replication fork protection complex. Gene Ontology annotation, biological process: DNA replication checkpoint signaling; entrainment of circadian clock; replication fork arrest. NCBI's taxonomy places the organism in Eukaryota, Metazoa, Arthropoda, Malacostraca, Decapoda, Cambaridae. Gene Ontology annotation, molecular function: DNA binding. The record is from RefSeq and is a predicted model, not a curated record.